UACUGUGCCCUUAAAUGGCGUCUGCACUCCUUACUGUAAGGGCCUACCCCGCGGGCGGUGACCCUCUCCCUCCGCCGAACUUGAAGUCGACCGCACAGACAACGCUAUGGCGUGGGGGGCUUUUACGCAGAGAUGCCGUCUUAUUUUCUGACCAGCGAAGAAAAUUCACAAGACCUUAAUUAAGAGAGAUGUCGUAGGGUCGAUAUGAAUCAAGUGUGUUAUGAAGCGUCUUCCUCGAACAUAACUGUUUACAUGUUGAAACUUAAAUGUCUCUCUUAGCUUGUUUCUAACUUUAGUGAAUGAUUUAAAACAUUUGGAUCAGUAUAGACAAAUAGUUUACGUAGAAAAAACGUUUUUGGAGCUAAUGCAUUUUUAUAAGAGAAAUCUGUCCAUUUCUGCUGUUGGUCACGUGACCCACGCCUCCCCAGAAUGGAUGGAGUUGGCUCUCCACGUCAGCUUACGUCUCAAAAUUUCUGCCUAGCGAACCAGCUUCAAAGAGGCACGAGCCAGGGCGCUCCAGAGCCAUGUUAAGGGCGGCUAUAGAGGCAUGACCCAGAUUGUGGUAGAGUGAAGGAAUUAUGGAUUUUGACGAGCUGGUCCCUGUCGGUUCGAACAUGUAUUUGCCCAGUUGCACCUACUACGUCUCGGCGGGGGCAGACUUCUCCGGUCUACCCUCAUUUCUGUCCCAGACCCCGUCUACUCGCCCCAUAACAUAUUCGUACUCCUCUAACCUGCCGCAAGUCCAGCCUGUGAGAGAGGUGACGUUCAGGGACUAUGCUGCCAUUGACGCGUCUGGUAAAUGGACACAUCGGGGGAACCUGCCCCAGUGCUACCCCACUACGGAGGACAUGGUUCACCGGGACUGUUUGUCGUCGCAGCCCACCAUGGGGGAAAUGUUUGCCAAAAACAACCCUGCCGCGUACCACCACCACUCCGGCGCGGGCUCUGCAGCGUCCAAUUUCUACGGAAACGUUGGCAGGAAUGGGGUGCUGCCCCAAGCCUUCGACCAGUUUUUCGAGACAGCAUAUGGCAACGCCUCGGAAACGCCGUCGUCUAACGACUAUUCAGGGAACACAACGGCCACGAAACAAACAAACUCCGUGGCAGAGCACGCUCCACGGUGCCGGGAUACUGAGGGGAAGGAGCCACGCGAGGAGACCAGCAGUCCAGAGUCCUCUUCCGGCAACAAUGAGGAGAAAUCGAGCAGCAGCAGCAGCAGUGGACAGAGGACUCGUAAAAAAAGAUGUCCUUAUACAAAAUAUCAGAUCCGAGAACUGGAGAGGGAGUUCUUUUUCAGUGUAUAUAUCAACAAAGAGAAGAGACUGCAGCUCUCUCGUAUGCUGAACCUCACCGACCGCCAAGUGAAAAUCUGGUUUCAGAACCGAAGAAUGAAGGAAAAGAAAUUAAGCAGGGACAGGUUACAUUAUUACACCACGAACCCGCUGCUUUAGGAGUGACUUGCCAUAUGCGUUUACAGACUUAUUGACUCGCAGUGGUUUCUUAUCCCUGACGUUUGUGGCAGCAGUAGCAACAACACAACAACACAACAACAACAAUGUCUGCAGCUGCAACACGAUGCUCAACUGUUAAUUUCAAGUUCGAGGACAGGUAGCAGAAUCUCUCCUGAUUUCCAACAGUUUGAGAACCAGCAUGAUUUAAGUUGACACACUGACGGCAUUUUGGCCAUCAGACUUUGUUUUAAAUAUAUUUCUGCGGAUUUUGUCCUCACCAAGACUGUGUUUCUUGUGUAUCCUAAUAAUAUUGUGCCACAAUAGGUAUAUUGCCUUCAUUUUCGCCUCACAGCGCGGAAAGCCUUACCAGUCAAACAAUGACUGAGUCGGGUUAAUUUUGUAAUCGAAAAGCCUCUGGUAAAUGAAGUUUUCUGUUAGUAUAAUCGUACGGGUGGUGACGUGGUAUAGGUUUUUUGUUGGCAGACAAUAUGUGCUGUUGUGCUUUUCAUAAAUGAGGCUAUGACUUUAAUUCAUUAAUUGGUGUGACCAAAUAAUGAGACUUGGAAGAGCGCGAUUGUACAUUGUCUCUGUUCGUAAGGUUGUUUAUUUUGCAGCCACUGAUUUUCUAUCACUUUUAAAUACCAGCUGCGAAGCUCUAUCAACAAAAUAAUAAGGACCCGGUGUUAAAUGGUGUUGACCCCAAACCGUGACUAGGCCAUUGUAAUAGUUACAACACAACACAUGUAGUAACAUCUGUUUAUAUUUUGUAUACUUGAUUACCACACCUAAUUUGGCUUUGAAUUUGAUGUUAAUGCACGGACAAACCCAAUGAGGAGAAUAUUAACCCUAUACAGACAGAACCUGAUAUAAGCUUGUUCAGCCUCAUUGUAGACUACGAAUUGUUGCAUUACGACACGCCUGUUGUUAAUAUAGGUAGUGUACGCAACAAGGCCGCAGUCUUUCGAUACCCAGAUUCAGCCAAUAUGCAUCCAGGUUUUGUUCAAAUAGGACGAAAUAUUUGUUUCUAUUAUUCACAUGUCUUCUUGUUUUCUGUUGCAGUAACAUGAACGUGAAAAGCGUUUUGAAAUAUAUUGUCAGGGACAUAAUCUUGGAUCAACUGCUUGGUAUGCCCCAAAUAUUCUGUAUUAUCCUAUAUUUCGAAAUUAAAAAUGAAAA
This is a messenger RNA of Oncorhynchus masou masou (cherry salmon), 2627 nucleotides long. Its product is annotated as homeobox protein Hox-A11a-like. The transcript is spliced from 3 exons. Lineage: Eukaryota; Metazoa; Chordata; Actinopteri; Salmoniformes; Salmonidae. Gene Ontology annotation, cellular component: nucleus. Gene Ontology annotation, molecular function: DNA-binding transcription factor activity, RNA polymerase II-specific; RNA polymerase II cis-regulatory region sequence-specific DNA binding. The record is from RefSeq and is a predicted model, not a curated record. Bases 579 to 1451 code for a protein of 290 amino acids. Gene Ontology annotation, biological process: anatomical structure development; regulation of transcription by RNA polymerase II.